Molecule: messenger RNA, 2891 nt
Organism: Pantherophis guttatus
Lineage: Eukaryota; Metazoa; Chordata; Lepidosauria; Squamata; Colubridae
Gene: N4BP2L1
Product: NEDD4 binding protein 2 like 1
Source: RefSeq, a predicted model, not a curated record
UCGCUUUCGGCCGGCUUCUUUGGCGCGGCCCUCACUCUGCUCCGGGGAAACGAGGGCGGAGCAGAGCGGGGCGGCGCUGCCCAUCUCAAGUCACGCGGCCGAUGGGCAUUGUAAACACCACCAGGUGACUCCGAAAGGCUCAGCCGCCGCCGGAGAUGAAGAGGCUGCAGCUGCUGCCGCCGCCGUGCUGCCGUUAUGGAAGAUAGUCUGGUUCGCGCCUUCGGGGGCCUCAGCCUCCAGCAGCCCCGCCGCUCCCAAGGCAGCCCCCACGCUCGCCGCUUCAGCAAAAGCCUCUAUUUGCUCCGCGGCCUGCCCGGCUCAGGCAAAAGUACUCUGGCCAGGCAACUGAAACGUGAAUUUCCUAAUGCAGUCAUUUUUAGUACUGACGAGUAUUUCAUCAUGGAAGAUGGCACCUAUGAGUUUAAUCCUGAUUGUUUGGGAGACGCACAUAAGUGGAACCAGGAAAGAGCACGUAAAGCUAUGAAGAAAGGGAAAUCCCCAGUUAUAAUUGAUAAUACCAACAUCCACGCUUGGGAAAUGAAGCCAUAUGCGAUAAUGGCACUUGAAAACAGAUAUGAAGUUAUAUUUCGGGAGCCAGAUACACGUUGGAAGUUCCAUGUUCGGGAAUUAGCUAGACGUAAUCAUCACGGUGUUUCAUUUGAGAAAAUACGAUGGAUGAAAGAUGAAUAUGAGCAUAAUGUUACCUUCCAUUCAGUGCUUCAUUCUGAAGAACCAGCCAGAUACCGCAAUUCUGGACGUUAUUUUUCCAACAACAGAAUGAAUAGAUCAUGAAAUUGAAGGAUUUUAAUGGGAAACCUAGUGGGAGAUUUUAGUGGGAUUUUAUAGAUUUUAUCAAUUUGUAUAUUGUUUUAGAUUCUUAGCAAUUUUCUAUUUUUCUAUUGAACUAAAGUAGGUCUUGAUGUUCCACAAUUCUUGCAGAUUUUAAAGAAAAUUAUAGAAGAAAUAAUUUAAACAUAAACCAUAAUCUCAUUGUUGCGUUUUCACAUUUUUAAUUUAUUCUUUUCUGCAACCAUUUUCAUACUAGGCUUUAUAUUCACAAAAAAUUACAGGGUGGCACCUAUUUAGGUCUACAUGUCAGCCAAAUACCUUGUUGACUGUUGGCAUUAAAAUUCUAACUAUGAUAUAUGAGAUAUCAUUUCCCAAAUCCUCAUAUAUUAAGAAGAGCAGUUCUGUGGUAGCAGUAGUCGUAAAUAUGUUUGUUUUGUCACUAAGACCAAAAAUAGGACUCCAAUCCAAUGGCAGAAACCUUUUCUAUUUGUGCCUUUACCAGUGUCUAAGUCUAUGUUCAGUGUAUUAGAAGCCUUGAGCUUUCAAAAGAACCAGAACCAAGCAUUUUAGGAAUGGGUGUGGGCGAAGCUUUUGAGCUGCAGGAUAAGUAAACCUGAAACUGCUCCCAAAACCAGUAUAGAUUUGUGAAAUCCUCAGAACUUGUACAGAUAAAUUGUAAUGGUGGUUAAGUAGUAUUUAACAUAAGAUCUUGUUUCUUAAGUCCUAUAGUUUCUAUGUUCUAGAUUCUAUGUUUUUAAAAUAUGUAGCCAUAGUAUGUGGCUUUUACUUUUCUGAUUUUUGAUUUUAAAAAAACCCCAAAAAACAUUGUAUAAAAAACUGAAAAACCUGUUCAGUGUAUUGUUCAAAGAGAUGAGGUGCUUCAUUAGAUACCUAUUUUUGAAAUCCUGGUUCUGAUGGAUUUUAUAUAUCUGGUAGUAAUUUGCUAACAUAAAAUAGUACAGAGCAAAAGCACAGCCUCAAUUUUUUAUUUUUACUCUACAAAAAUGGAAAUUUUGUAGAAUUGGGUUUUGUGAAACAAGCAAGAUGCAUCUCAACUUUCCUAUUAAGUAAUAAAUACUUAGAUGAGUCAGAAGCCAGCAUAAAGAACUAGAUACUGACUAAAACAAAAAUAUUGAAAUUACUACAGCUGCUAUUAAUAUUGAAAGAAUAAACUUUUCAGAAGAAAAAACGUAAAACUUUUUCACUUUGUAACAAAAACUGGAUUCUUUUUCUCUUGAUCUGGUUUCUAUUUAUUCUUUAAAAAUUAGCCAGAACAUUCUAUUUUUUAAAAAAAAAUGUUUAUUCUAUUUUAGGGAGACUAAUCUAACAACAGGUUCCAAUUUUAGGUACCCCGAGUCCAAUGAAAUUCGUGAAGUAUAUCAAACAAUUAAGAUAUAAUUAAAUAUGCCAGGAAUUCUUUAUCAUGGAUAUUAUAUAGAUUUAUUAUGAAAUUUUGGCUAUUUUAUCCAAACACAGAUAAUGAUCAUUUUAUUCAUAUUUAAAAACUGCUACUGGUUUAUAAAGAUAGAGUAGUGUUCAGGGACAUAUUUUUCAUUAUGAUUUAGAGAUCAUAUAAUAUAAUAUUGUAUCUUUUUGCAGAAUUUGUUUACUGGCAAUAAAUAAUUUAUAUUAAUUUCCCCAGUGUAAUAAGAUAUAGAUCAGGUGAUAUUCUCAAUUGUAAAUAUUAAAGGAUGAGGGAUCAUUUUCUUUGUUCUUUUUAGGGAAGAGGAUAAUUUGAUGCUACUUUAAUAUUCACAUUUGAUAAAACAAUACGUUCAUAUAAUUUUGGGCACUAGUCCCUUUGACAACCUCUGAUACAUAUAACACUGUUUAGAAUAGCCGUUUAUACAGCAUCUUUAGGAAAGAAAAACGAGAAAAAUCCUUUUGUGCAACCUUUUUAUGUAUUCUUCUGUUAAGCCAUUUGUUCAAAAGCUAACUUUGAUGUAAGAUGCAUUGAAUAUUUGAGAUAAAAAUUUGAAACUAAUAACUUCUGACCCAGAAAUGUACCUGUAGCUUACAUAUCAGGAAUUUGCAAGUUCUUACUGAAGUGUCUUAAAAUGUUUGUUUUGAGCUAAAACGUAUAAUAAACAAAUCUAAACAAA